This is a messenger RNA of Oncorhynchus mykiss (rainbow trout), 2805 nucleotides long. The record is from RefSeq and is a predicted model, not a curated record. Lineage: Eukaryota; Metazoa; Chordata; Actinopteri; Salmoniformes; Salmonidae.
GUCUCUAUUUUAAAAAACACACUGUCUUUGGCAGGAGAAAGACCAGACUCAGAGAAACCAGAGCCAGGGACGUCCAAACCAGCAAGAAGACACCAGUGCUCCUACUGUGGAAAGGGUUGUAACUGGUUAGGGGACCUGAAACAGCAUGAGAGAAUACACACUGGGGAGAAGCCUUACCACUGCUCGCAGUGUGGAAAGUGUUUCAGCCGGUCAGGGGGUCUGAAAAAACACAAAAGAAUACACACAGGGGAGAAGCCUUACCACUGCUCGCAGUGUGGCAAGUGUUUUAACCAGUCAGGGGACCUGAAACAACAUGAGAGAAUACACACAGGGCAGAAGCCUUACCACUGCUCCCAAUGUGGAAAGUUUUUCACCUGGUCAGGGAAUCUGAAACAACACAAGAGAAUACACACAGGGGAGAAGCCUUACCACUGCUCUCAGUGUGGCAAGUGUUUCAACCUGUCAGGGGAUCUGAAACAACAUGAGAGAAUACACACUGGGGAGAAGCCUUAUCGCUGCUCCAUGUGUGGAAAGUGUUUCAACCAGUCAGGACACCUGAAAACCCAUGAGCUAAUACACACAGGGGAGAAUUCUUACCACUGCUCCCAGUGUGGAAAGUGUUUCAAACGGUCAGUUGAUCUAAAAAAACACGAAAGAAUACACACAGGAGAGAAGCCUUACCACUGCUCCCAGUGUGGAAAGGGUUGUUACCGGUUAUGGGACCUGAAACAACACGAGAGAAUACACACGGGGGAGAAGCCAUACCACUGCUCCCAGUGUGGAAGGUGUUUCAGUCUGUCAGGACACCUGAAAGCUCAUGAGCUAAUACACACGGGAGAGAAGCCUUACCACUGCUCCCAGUGUGGCAAGUGUUUCAACAGGUCAGGGGAGCUGAAAAGUCACGAGAGAAUACACACAGGGGAAAAGCCUUACCACUGCUCCCAGUGUGGAAAGUGUUUUAACAAGUUGGGGGGCCUGAAACAACAUGAGAGAAUACACACGGGGGAGAAGCCUUACCACUGCUCCCAGUGUGGAAAGUUUUUCUGCUGGUCAGGGAAUCUUAAAAGACAUGAGAGAAUACACACAGGGGAGAUGCAUUACCACUCCUCCCAGGGUGCAAAACUUUUGCCCAUUGGAACUGUGGGAGGAGGAGAAGAGAUGAAAGGAUCAGAUUUGACUCAUCAAAGAGAAAGACCAGACUCAGAGAAACCAGAGCCAGGGACGUCCAAACCAGCAAGAAGACACCAGUGCUCCUACUGUGGAAAGGGUUGUAACUGGUUAGGGGACCUGAAACAGCAUGAGAGAAUACACACUGGGGAGAAGCCUUACCACUGCUCGCAGUGUGGAAAGUGUUUCAGCCGGUCAGGGGGUCUGAAAAAACACAAAAGAAUACACACAGGGGAGAAGCCUUACCACUGCUCGCAGUGUGGCAAGUGUUUUAACCAGUCAGGGGACCUGAAACAACAUGAGAGAAUACACACAGGGCAGAAGCCUUACCACUGCUCCCAAUGUGGAAAGUUUUUCACCUGGUCAGGGAAUCUGAAACAACACAAGAGAAUACACACAGGGGAGAAGCCUUACCACUGCUCUCAGUGUGGCAAGUGUUUCAACCUGUCAGGGGAUCUGAAACAACAUGAGAGAAUACACACUGGGGAGAAGCCUUAUCGCUGCUCCAUGUGUGGAAAGUGUUUCAACCAGUCAGGACACCUGAAAACCCAUGAGCUAAUACACACAGGGGAGAAUUCUUACCACUGCUCCCAGUGUGGAAAGUGUUUCAAACGGUCAGUUGAUCUAAAAAAACACGAAAGAAUACACACAGGAGAGAAGCCUUACCACUGCUCCCAGUGUGGAAAGGGUUGUUACCGGUUAUGGGACCUGAAACAACACGAGAGAAUACACACGGGGGAGAAGCCAUACCACUGCUCCCAGUGUGGAAGGUGUUUCAGUCUGUCAGGACACCUGAAAGCUCAUGAGCUAAUACACACGGGAGAGAAGCCUUACCACUGCUCCCAGUGUGGCAAGUGUUUCAACAGGUCAGGGGAGCUGAAAAGUCACGAGAGAAUACACACAGGGGAAAAGCCUUACCACUGCUCCCAGUGUGGAAAGUGUUUUAACAAGUUGGGGGGCCUGAAACAACAUGAGAGAAUACACACGGGGGAGAAGCCUUACCACUGCUCCCAGUGUGGAAAGUUUUUCUGCUGGUCAGGGAAUCUUAAAAGACAUGAGAGAAUACACACAGGGGAGAUGCAUUACCACUCCUCCCAGGGUGCAAAACUUUUGCCCAUUUAGGAAGCCUGAAAGAACACGAGACAGAGGAGAAGGCUUACCACUGCCCGCAUUGUGGAAAGAGUUUUAACCAGAAAAACAACCUAAAACAACCUGAUCCAACACGAGAAAAUACACAGAGGGGAGAUUACCACUCCUGAAUCCACACAGGAGAGAGAAAUGACUUCUCUUAGCAUGUAUAUUGAUAUUUCACAUCUCAUUGACUCACAACUCAUCAGAGAACAUACACAGUGCUCCCAUUGUCUUAUAUUGUUGACUGAUAAUGUGUUGACCUGUUUUUACCAUAUGAAAUUGCUUCUUCCAAUUAUUGAGUAACAUGUACCUGUUAAGAAACUGACUGUUAGAACUGUUAAGGUUCCAUGGAUUGAUGAGGAAUUUAAAAAACUGUAUGUUUGAAAGAGAUGUGGCAAAAUGAGUAGCGAAUAAGUCUGGCUGCACAUCUGGCUGGCUUAUGUACGGCAAAUUGAGAAAUUAUGUGACCAAACUCAACAAAAAUAAUAAACUUUAUUAGGAAGCCAA